This is a messenger RNA of Lineus longissimus, 3521 nucleotides long. Its product is annotated as D-aspartate oxidase-like. The coding region runs from base 471 to 1529 and encodes 352 amino acids. Gene Ontology annotation, molecular function: FAD binding; D-amino-acid oxidase activity. Gene Ontology annotation, biological process: D-amino acid catabolic process. NCBI's taxonomy places the organism in Eukaryota, Metazoa, Nemertea, Pilidiophora, Heteronemertea, Lineidae. The transcript is spliced from 9 exons. The record is from RefSeq and is a predicted model, not a curated record. Gene Ontology annotation, cellular component: cytoplasm.
GACAAUAUAGGCAGCGGCCAGGCUGGCAAGAUAAAGUUACACAAAGUCACCAAUAGGGGUCUCUCGCAUCUCACAGUACGUCGAAAUGAUUCACGCUUGUACGAGGAAUAUAUUUAGUGCCGAGUCUGACAUGACCAAGGUGCCUUAUUGUGUAUACCAGUCACUUGAUGAUGGCCAAAUUAGCCCCUCUGCUCCUGCCUAUAGUCCACCUUUUAAUAAAAGUCACUCUCGAACUGUAACACCACAAUGUUAUAUUUUCCGGUCCAAGAAGACUUGUCCUACCUAAUUAUUCUGUGCACAGAUUAUGACAUAUAAAUAAGCCUGCCAUCGAUGUUUUGACCACAGUGCAAGAGUUUCUGGGUCAUACAUAGAUCACGCUAACGGACUGAUUCCAAGGUUUAUCACUGGUUCCAAGGUUUCACUGAUUCCAAGCUUUAUCAACUACCGUCCAAAACUGUGCAACCCAUGUCAUGAGUGGCGUCGACAGUCCAGAGAUGGUGCCAAAGGUGUGUGUGGUUGGUGCAGGUAUCAUGGGCCUCUCCACCGCACUACAGAUAGCGGAGACCAUUCCUGGGGUGGAGGUCACAAUCUUGGCUGAGGACUACCCUCCAAACAUUUCUAGCAGUGCAGCGGGAGGGUACAUCGUCAUGGCUUACUUCAUGAAGGAAGAUAUACCAAAAGAUUAUGAGGCAAACAGUGCUCGAAAGAAGGCUACAUUUGAUCACUGCCAGAGGCUUUUCUUCUCUAAGGAGGUGGCAGAGACUGGUGUCCAGUUAGUCAACCUCUAUCGGAUAGCCAAGACAGAGGAAAAGGAAGAAGAUAAACCGGUGGACUGUGAUAACUACCUUGGAUUUCGUCCGAUGACGCAAAAUGAAAUGAAAAUGUUCCCAGCGCACAGGAGAGGCUAUUCGUACCGGACGUAUGUUAUAAAUCAAAGCAUAUAUCUCCCCUGGUUGAUGAAAAAGGUUCGGGAAUUGGGAGUUCGGAUGGUUAAAAGAAAACUGAAAUAUUUAGGCGAGGUGGCGAAUGACUUCGACAUCAUCGUCAAUUGUUCAGGUGCCGCUGCACGUGACCUUGUAAAUGAUAACGAGAUUACGAUGAUCAGAGGUCAUAAUCUAAAGGUCAAGGCGCCAUGGUUGAAGAUUGCUUUGUUCGAUGAGAACACCCACUUGAUUGUUCUGCCAAUAAAUGACCACGUCAUCCUCGGAACAACAUGGCAUCCAAAUGACCUUGACCCAGAACCAAGGUUAGCAGACAGGAAACACAUCCUGAAUAUUUGCAGUAGCGUAUUCCCGGCGAUGAAGGAUGUUGAGGUCGUUGGCGAGAUGGUUGGUUGGAGGCCGGUCAGGGCGUCUCUGGAGAGAGUUGAGAAGGAGGAGAUGGAAAAUGGGGGCAAGAGAUUCACGGUUGUUCACAAUUAUGGCCAUGGUAAAGAGGGCAUCACUUUACAUUGGGGUUCUGCCAUCGACGCGGCAAAUCUCGUGCGGGAGAGCUUACAGACAAUGAAGCCUACCCUCGCGAAACUAUGACGAUGCUGUCCUUAUACAUGCUCGGAGAUAGUCGGGCCAACAGUACUCUGCUGCGCGAAGGUCGCUGACACUUUGAUAGGUAUUCGCAAGAAAAAUCGAUUGAUUGAAAUUUCCUACCUGAUCGGAUGCUGUUUCCCGCGUUUUCUUUAUCGCUUCUCUAAAGCCUCGAAAUAACCCCAAAAUAAAGUAUCAACGGGAAGAUAUUUUCACAGUGUCUGUUAUAAUCGCAAUAUACAAGAGCUUUCAAAACUUACUCCCAAAACUACGAGAGCCCAGAAGAGAUUCGAAAGUCGAAAUUCGAAACUCUCGACUUCGAAAUUCAAAACUCGACUUCGAAAUUUGACUUCGAAAUUCAAAACUCUCGACUUCGAAAUUCAAAACUUGACUUCGAAAUUCAAAGCUCUCGACCUCGAAAUUCAAAACUCGACUUCGAAAUUCAAAACUUAAAAUUGACCAAUGGCAAACCGUCUUACAACACAAGAAUUAAUUGGCUGGCCAAUCAUAUCACUUCAGCAUGAUACACUUUAAACGCCGCCUUAGUAACUCAUUAUGUAUGUAUUGUAUGCCCUGGGCCUGGGGCAUACAAAUGAUUCAACCUGAUUCACAUUAAAGGGAAUCUAUGAGCGGCUGCCAGCUAGGCGAAAUUAAGCUGCACUAAAUCGCCAAUAGGGUUCUCUCCUAUCUCAUAGUAUAUCGAAACUGUUCUGGUAUGCGCCAGGAAAAUAUCGGUGAAUGAAACAAGACCCAGACCCCUGAAUGCAUGAAGUCCCACUUUUAUUCCCAGCCCCUUCCGAUAGUAAAUGUUUUGGCACUUGCAAUUCGAUAGAGUGUGUUCAAUAGUCAUGACAAAUGCACAUUUUUGCUUAGGAUAUUUAUGUCAUUUUAAAAAAUCUCUUCCAUAACCCUUGAUAAAGACCCCCAAUCUUUCAUAUGAGCUGAGUUAGCCAUAAAGACCCUGACUGACUGCAUUGCUGACUAUGAGGGGUGUUCUCAAAAGGUCACCAGCUGUCUGAAAAAAACAAUCACCUGUAGCGCGCAAAAACUAAUCUUCAAAAUGAACAAUUAAGCAGGAAUUUUCUAGUAAUGAAAGCAACAACAAAAUUGUUGCAUCAUAGUUCACACAUACAUUGUGAAAAAGAACGAAAAUAAAAAAGAAUAAAAAAGUGACUUUUUGGACAUUUUUUAAAUAGCCUGUUACAUAAUGAAGAGACAGGAUAAGCUGGGUCCAAAUACAACAGAUACAUGACCAACUAGAUAUACCAUUCUCUGCUGAAACUCGCAUUUACUUAUCUUAUUCUAUCUCUGUGAUAUUAAAAAAUAUAAAAAAAAACCUGUGGACAUUUACUGUACAGUCAUGUACAUAGUGCACAUAGUAACAUACAAUAAUAACAAAAUUACACACACGAAGACCAUUGGUCAUUGGUCAAUUUCAAGUUUCGAAUUUCGUAGUCAAGUUUUGAAUUUCGAAGUCGAGUUUUGAAUUUCGAAUUUCGAAUCUCGAUAUGAGCCUUCUGGGCUUUCGUACAAAAUAGAACGUGAUGUGCCGGGGUGAUGCGGCUUCCAGGUCCGGUUGUUUAGAACGACUCGUGUUGCAGUCGAAAAUCGAAAGUCGAAAGUGCCCCCUCCCCGGAAAAUUGUCCAGGCGGCCCUUAUUAUAUUGAUUAUGGGAUAUGGUUCUAUACGGCAUUCAGUCCUGCAUACUGAACUUCAAGCGGUAAUGCCUCCGUUACCUCCGCCCGCGUUGUCUGUAAAGCUUAGCAAUGUCAGUACGUGUACAUUGAGGGUCAAGAUACCAGUCCUGAGGACGGGCGUUCACUUUUAACGGCUUAUGAUGAAAGACGCCCGGACGCCUCAUUACGCCCGACGCCCACGCCCGGCCCACCACGCCGAGAUCUGUUGACUACCUUUACCAAAAGGAUGCUAAUUGUUAUUUGAUUGUUAGUAUGGACAAGCAGAUUUAAUUCAAUAAAAUAUUCUAUGUUUGAAAAUAGA